This is a messenger RNA of Oppiella nova, 720 nucleotides long. The record is from the annotation of a GenBank genome assembly. NCBI's taxonomy places the organism in Eukaryota, Metazoa, Arthropoda, Arachnida, Sarcoptiformes, Oppiidae.
AUGUCGUCAGCGAUCGAUGCCAUGGAUUGUCAACAAAAUCACGUGUCGUUUGCCGUAAUGUCCGAUGUCUUGAGGUCCAGACACAGACACAGGACGUCAGCGACGAGUGGUUCGCCAGAAGAUAAUAGUCUAACGAAGACCCAGAGGAAUGAAAACGUGGAUUAUUUGGGUAUAUCUGCGGCCAAUCACCGGGAGGUGAGCGGUCUGUACGACAGCGAUGGCACCGGCGAUGACGUGAUCCACAAGUACUCGGAUCUCUUGCUCAAGAAGUCGGCGAAGAUGAGCGACGAGAACCUAUUGGUGACCACUUUUGGUAGAGUGAGACUCGACUCACUGAACGAGCCAUCAAUUCAUGGCCAAUACGAUGAAGACAAUGAACGGCCGAAGUUUGAUAUCAAAGAGUUUGAGUCCAAACUCAGUGAUCGUCGGAUGAACACUAGUGACCAACAAAAUCAAUCCGACAGUACGUCUGAAGACAAUAACUUUAUUGACGGCCAAUAUUUUGGUGGCGUUUCUACCGGUGAUCAUAAGAAAGUCGAUGACAACAGUUCCGCAGACAGUCACACGAGUGGAUCUGACUUUGGGUUCAUUGAGAAACAGUUUUUCGCGAAGAACACCGACAUUAAGCCAUUAAUUAAGAGUAAAAUUGAUUUCAAAUUCAGUUCACAAUUCAAUGAGUUCUUAGAGCAGAAGGCGGUCGACGAGCAGAAUAUGUUCCAG